Sturnus vulgaris (Common starling) is the source of this 8756-nucleotide messenger RNA. Lineage: Eukaryota; Metazoa; Chordata; Aves; Passeriformes; Sturnidae. The record is from RefSeq and is a predicted model, not a curated record.
AUGCGGGCUGUCAUCGCCUUGGCCGCGGCGCUGGGCAGCCUGCUGCUGGGCGGCUGCCUCCUGCGCCUGGGCGGCCAGCAGCCCCUCCGCGCCAGAAUCACUGGUUCUGACAACUUUUGUUUCCCCGUCUCGCUUGCCAGGGGCUGGGAGGAGGAGGCAGGAGUAGCGGCUGUCACGCCGAAAGUGGUGCGAGCCCUCAGGUCCCCCCGGACGCCCCUUCCUCAGACCGAGAACAGGUACGGGCUGGCCGCCCGCAGAACAACUCUUAAUAAAAAUGGAGUUUACCAGUUUGAACAGGCUUCAAAAUGUAAGGCAAUUCAGGACAACAUUUUGUCAUCAUCUAUCAAGAAAAAAAGAUACUCAGAAGAUUAUUAUCUUCACAUAGUCACAAAACUGCAGAACUGCACCUGGGUAAGGAAACCAGAAGAAUCUACAAAAUUCAGGUCAGAAUUAGCUUCCUGCUGUGAUGCAGUUCACAAUUUUAUUGCUUCUCAAAGCAACAGCCCACUGGGAAGUAACAUGAGUUAUGAAGUGGACAGUAAAAAGACUAUCCUCAUUACAGAGGACAUUUUUAAGAUGCUUCCUGUGUCCUCUCCUCUUUCAGUCUAUCCCUUCAAGAACUGUGCUGUGGUUGGAAAUGGAGGCAUUCUGAAAAAUUCCAGCUGUGGAGCUGAAAUCGAUAGUUCUGACUUUGUGUUCAGGUGUAACCUCCCUCCAACCACAGGAAACAUUAGCAAAGAUGUUGGCAAUAAAACAAACCUGGUGACUGUUAAUCCGAGUAUCAUAGCUCAGAAAUACAACAAGCUAAAUGAAAAGAAGACAGAAUUUCUGGAAAACAUUGCGGUCUAUGGAGAUGCUUUCCUUUUACUGCCAGCAUUUUCCUUCAGAAGCAACACAGCUACUUCUUUUAAAGUAUACCACACUCUGAAAGAGUUCAAAGCUACCCAAAGGGCAAUAUUUUUUCACCCCACUUAUCUGAGAAGUCUUGCCCAGUUCUGGAGAACUAAGGGUGUGAAAGCCUACCGGUUGUCAUCUGGUUUUAUGAUCACUAGUGCUGCCCUUGAGCUGUGUGAGAAUGUGAAGCUCUAUGGCUUCUGGCCUUUCUCAAAAUCCACAGAGAAGAUGCCAAUCAGCCACCACUAUUACGAUAACCAGCUGCCUAAGCCUGGUUUCCAUGCAAUGCCCAAAGAAUACAACCAGAUCCUUCAGCUUCAUGGCAAAGGCAUUUUGAAGUUACAAUUUGGUAAAUGUGAAUCAGACUAAAAAGGGUGAUGAUCCUAAGGAGACAAUUUGUGUGUAUCUCAGCAGUUCGGUGUUGGAUUUGAUCUGAUUUGAUUUUGUGAGCAUUAAACUGCAUUAUUACAGUAGAGAAAUAUUUUGCACUUGGGGAGAAAAGAGAGUGAUUUUUUCACACAGUGACUGCUACAUUUACAAAUUUUGAGUGAUCAUUUUUUAAAAUACAAAGUAACAAUUAUGUGGAAAAUUCUGAAACUCCUUUCUGCUGGUCUAAUGGUAGCAAAGCACAAUCUCAGGAUGGUGGCAAUAUGUGACAUUCAUCAUGUUUUGUUUCUUAGAGGACCAUUAAAAUAUUUUGACAUAAAAUCUCUGGUUUUGUUGAUAUCACAUAUUAUAGGCAAUAGUCUCUGCAUGAAUUGGCAGUGAACGUUUUCAAUUAAGAACUUCAUCCUGUAAAUACUGGCAUUUGUCUGCAUGAGAGAAGUGAUGAGAAGAGCUGCAGAGGAGUAAUUAAUUCAGAGCCAUGUCAGUCUUAGUUUGUCCCGGGGUGCACAGAUGAGAAAAUCCCUCAGGUCAGAGGUAGUUAAGUGGUUUAUGGGCUUUCGUUUUGUGGGCAUAAGUAGUGCUGUGGAUUUAAUGGGCUUUCAUUUUGUGAGCAGUAGAUGAUGCUGUGGAUUUAAUGGGAUCACUCAUAUGAGUGAUGUUAAUUCUGAGAACAAGUGUAUGAAGGACUGGAGCUUUACAAUUAUUUAUAAACCACUCUACUUGCUUGUGUUCCUGCCUAAAGUCCAGUUCAGCCCUGAAUGAGGACCAUGAACCUGGUUCUGCACUACAAUCCCCAGAGUCCUGGUAGGGCAUGACUUUGCAUACAUUCUUGCUCUUCCAGCUCUGUGUCUUGGCUGAUACAUGAGAUGGAAUUUCCAUCAGAAAGGUGAUAGGUCCCAAGCCUAUAAUUCAAUUUCUUUUCAUGUAAUAUAUCUUGUAUUCAUAUGUGACUGCAGAUAAUGAAACUGCACUAAGCAUUAUUAGAAGAAUGUUCCUCUUACCAUCAACCCCAAACUCUUCUACACCAGGGUAUAUGAGAAAACUGACUACAUUCCCCUAAUUUAUAGCCUGUGUAGUUCUUUAAGUUUUCCAUAUGGUCCAAGAAUACAUGUGGAACAACAUCCUGCAGCAAAAGAAAGUGAAAAAUCAGCCCAGUGGAAAGAACCACUUUAACAUAUACAGGACCUUUGACAAGAAGUUGUACCCUAGCUUAUACUGCCUGUAGCUUAUAUGUUCUACUGCAGAAAAAACCUCCCAAGCAAGCAAACAAAAUUUAAAAUUUUUAAUAACUAGAUUCUGUUAAGAAUUUCCCUAACUCUUUUGAGAGUCCUUUGAGUGGUCAGUUCAAAGAUAAAGUGUCCUUCUUUUACAGUCAGAUACUAUCAGGUAUUCUAUUUAUUAAAAUUCCUUUUUCUACUGCAGCAUUAAAUCCCAAAUCAACUGAUUUAAAGAGCAUUCAGUAUUCCACUCUUUGAGGAUUAUAUCUGCAGAACAAAAUUUCAACUUAAUUGAAUUGGACCUUAUGAAAUAAAGUUCAGAAAAGCCUUUUAAAUGUAUACUUCAUAAGAGCAUUACUGUAUGUAAUAUUUGAAAGCCUACCUUGCAGCAGUUUUAUAAUCACAUAAACACUCCUGGAAGUAUUAGAAUCAAUCAUUAUGGUUACAGGUCUGUUGAUUGAGCAUCUGGAUUCAUUUCCAGGAUAAUGAUAUCAGAAUCCAAUAUUACCCUUACCCGAGCAGAAGUGUCCAUAAAUUCUGACUGCAAAUAUCAGCAAUAAGGUUCAUUUUUGAAAAUAAGGGGUUUUAAAAAAUACAUAGUGCUUUGGGGCAAUAACUGAUGCCACUAAUAUACAUGUGGACCUCUGAGUGUCAGUAGAGCCUUUAACAGGAACAAAGACAGCAGAACUGAGCUGAUGACUCCAUCUGCAUUUACCAGCUGGUAACUGGAAGAGGGGAGCACAGGGGUUUUAUUUACUCUGAUUUGUUCCAGUUCCAGCACCACAAUCCUCAUUUUUUUCUUCCCCAGCAGUGAGAUUUUUGCCAUUUUCUGACCACAGGAAUCUGCUGCUCAUGUGCAGAGAGCUGGCUGCUGAAAGAACCUGCACCUAUGUUACAAGUGUUAUGGAUGAUUGCCUACUGCAACAUCCUAGUUAUAGAUCAAAGAAAAAUUUGCUCCCAAAAGAGCAUCUUCUCUGCUAUAACUCACUCAUAUGGAGUGUUUUUAAUAGAAGCUGUGCAAAGAGAUGUAGUUGUCCUUUGGGUGAUGCAAACAGCUGAGGUUGAGGAGAACCUUGCUGCAUUUCAUCCAGACAAAGGCACACCUGUGUUCAUGUAAGGACUGUAACUUAUUCCAGUCUAAUGUAGAGCAGUGAGGUGAUCUUGGCUGUGUAGCAGCUUCAUAGUUUGUCUUGGGGAAAAUACAUACAUCUUUUUCAGGUUCUUACAUUAUAUCCAGAAUAAUUGCAAGUGCUCUAUGUGAGAUAAUGCAAGAUCAUUCCUUGCACAGACUAAAUUCAGUUAACUACUCAGCUUGAGUAAAGGGGCAAAACCUGGCUCGGUAGAAGAUGGAGAGAGGAGAGAAUGAAAUUUAUUUGCAGUGAAGAAGCAACUUUUUUCAAAAGCAUUUGUUAGUUAGUAUCAUGUUGUGCUGUCUCAAUGAAUAAAUGUAAACAGUGUACAGUGACACACCACAAAGAGCUGAAGUUACUGUGUGUCGGAACUAUUUCUAUGCAGCUUCAUUACUUGAAACACACAUGUAUUAGUAACUGGAAAGAUCAUCAGAAUACAUUUUAAGAGAUGUUUAGCCAAAAAGGAAAUCUAUUCUGGCUUCCUUGACAAAAAGAGGUCUUAACUGAAGGAAUAUGAUGUAGCACUCACAAUUGAGAGCAAAUGGAAAUUUCUGUAGUAUGAACAGGCACUGACUUUUUAACACUGUUUCCAGAAAGUUUAAACUUGCCAAUGACUUGAAGGCCUGAUCUUCCACACUCUCAAGGCUCUUAGUGAUUUAUGUAGAGCACAAGGCUGAUAAGAAUUGCUUGAAGGAAUUGUUGACCUUUCCUACCCUUUCCUACAAAUGCUUUUAACUCUCCAUAGAAUAAAAAUAUACUCAAUUAGACUAUAUUAUCUUAGAUUAAGAUCCUCAGGCUUUGCUCCAGACAUGAAGUCAGUAUGAGACAUUAGUUGCAUCCACUUCACUCUCCAGGAGGGCAGACAUUGCACUCAGCUUUAUUAUAGCUACUGGUGCUGUGUGCUGGAUGGCUGGGUUGUGUUAAUUCGGGUGCAGCCUGGGCAAGUUAAUAGUGGCAUUUUUGCAGAACAGGGUACCAUCAGAUUGAUCAAGAUUUGCUGAACUACACUUACUGUGGGAAAUUAUGUUUUCUUGGGUAGCUGAAUACAUUAUUUCUCAUUUAUUUUACACCUGUGCCAGGUUAGUAAUAAUAAAUGUAUUUUGUACCUGGCUGGGAGUGUUUAGGACACUUUUGCAAGACUGAGUCAACAUCAAUUUGGAUUAAGAAUUCUUGACCAAAGGUUAGUAAGGACCUUUCAAUUCCCUCUAUUUCACAUCAGGAAUAUUCAUUUUUAGGGUUUGUGGGCCUCCAAUGCUGUCACAUGCUGUGGAAUGAAUAUUGAGAUUAAAUAGUUUUCUAAAGAUAGAAACACUGACAGUGUGCUAAUAUUUCCACUGUACCUUUGCAGAAGCUGACAGUGUCCUUGCACGACUGCAUCACAGCACCAAUAGAUUAAAGCCUGCCUGGCUGCUUUUAUUCCUUUUUCUCCUCUGAAUCUCUAGUUGCAUUUUCCUUCAGGAUCCAGUGCUGCCUUGAGUUGGUUAUUUGCCUUUACCCUGUGGAGUGCUAUGCAGGCCUGUUUAGUGUCUGUUGGGGAGUUUGUGUGACUGUGAAUCAAACAUUGCUGUGCUUGAGCAUAGUGAAAUAUGCUGUAAAUGACUGGGUUUACACCUCAAGGAAGGCAGCUUGGUGUAAUAUUCACGUUGCCUAACUGGAGGUGCUAAAGUUGGUCUGUAGCUCCAUGGUGACUCAAGCGGGAAUGGCUGCAAUGUCCAGUCCCUGUUCUGUGCUGCACCCCUCCCUUCAUGCCAUGUCUGGCCUUGGCCUGUCCCACACCGAGCUGUUUUGGCACACUGAGGUGGCAAAACCCUGCCUUGGCAACAGAAUGAGAAAAUUGGUUCAUGCCAAGAGAUGGAAAUUUCACAGUCAAAGCAAAGGAGGGGGUAAGACCAUGCAGGUGGCAUUGCAGGGACAUAACAGGUGCCUUUUGUUAUCUGACAGCUGUUGGACAGACCCAGUGGUCUCCUGAAAGCUUGACCAAGUUCAGAAGGUAACAUCUCCAAGGGUCUGCCUGCUCAGAAGGGAGAGAUGGGUCACUGCAAGAGGGAUUGGCAGCAUGGCAGCUGUUCCAUGGGCCAGAGCCCAUCUCUCCCUAUGGUGCCAGAAGGUGCUUAAGGCAUCUACACUAAGAACUCUAGAUGCCUACACUGCUGAUUAUUGCUCACCCUUGUCUCUUUCCCAUUACAGUCAGUUUAACAAGCUGGUGACACCAGCAGAUUCAAAAAUGAGAUGUAGAAAAAAUUCUCAGUUCACUGAUGGUAAACUUGCAUAAACUUGCUUGUUAUUCAGCACUCCUUUGCUUUCAGCCUCUUCUAAUCCCAGCAUCUAAAACAGCAUCUGCAGAGAACAGAAGUGAAUGAGGCCUGAGGGGGUUGAGACCAGUUACUCUCACUUUGAUUCUCUUUCCUUUGUGCAAUAAUGAGAUGACUGACAUACCACCAUUUUUGAGAAAAGAUGAAAUUCUCUGUCUUGAGUGACUCAGGUAAAGAAACUAAAUUAUCUAGGUGACUUCUGAUCUUCUGUGGAUCUGUAAAUUACUAGCAAAAUAUUCCUGUUGUUAGAUAUUAGUUGAUUUUAUUCAGUGCAAAUGCCUGGAUCAGUUAAUUCUUCUGGAUUAAUUGAGCAUGUACAACUUGAGCCUGCACAGACUCCAUGGUGGAGCUUCAGCCUAACACAGCAAUCUAGGUUUAGAUCUAUUUGACCUAGAGAUCUUUUUUUGCCCUGUCACUUGUUCUCCUGUGACAAAUCUGUGGAGGGAGGUCCUGAAUAUCCAUGCAGUAGCUCCUCCAGGGAUGCUCAGGUCCACAAAGCACACAUCCACCUGUGUACAGGAAUCUGUGAGAUCAAACCCAAGGAAUAUUCUGUGGAGUACUUUAUUCUGAAACAGCUCUAUCUCAAAUAGCUGAUAGCCACUUGAUGCAUGCUUUGAAGCAGUAGAUUUCUUACACAUGAGCCUUUUCGUUAAACGUAUCUCAGUUUAAAAUAUUCUGAGCCACGUACUUGUGGUACUUCAGCAGUAGAUCUCUUUAAUCUCUAGGUCUGCUAGCCAACAACAGUGACAAGGGGGCAUGUAGCCCGCCUCUCUUUAUUUUGAAUUCUGUCAUUCUAGGCAGGAUCAUCCUUCUCUGAGCUUCUAGACAGAAAAAUUUCAAAUGCUGCUAAUCUCUCAGGGUACUCUGGGGAAAUCCUUAAGGCUUGUCACCCACAGCAUACAACAAGUGGGCAGAUUUAUAUUUAUUAACCUUUGUUCCAGAUUUUCAUAAAGUAUUUAAUUGGCUCGAAAUUAUCAUUAUGAUCAAGUAGAGCAGAAACGCUCUGCAGCAUGCCACUAAACAAAAGGACUAUUGCUGUUAUUUCAUGGUCUCCUUUCAUAAGGCACAUUUCAGAAUACCUUCCUAUUCUGGGAACACGGCUCACCAGGGGAGAGACCCGGGGUUACUGGGUUACAGCUACAGGGGUAGCAGCCCGUCAGUGUGCUCUCAGUGUGGACAUUCCAGCAGUGCAGCAAGAGCUUAACACGGUGGGAGUACAUCAGGUUGAGUUUGCCAUUGACCAAGGAGUCAGUGUAGUGCUGUGAUGUGUGGUGAUUGAGCUCACAUCACUGCCCUCGGGUGGCAGGUGCUGGCAGAUACUGGUUUAAGGAUGAAAACAGUCUGGCUGUGAAAUACAAGGAGUGGCAUCCUCACGUUGCCAUCAAAAAAACAUUUAAGUCUAUCUUUUGCUAAAUCCUGACUACCUUAAGCAAUACAUCAGUAUUUGUUGCUGCACCUGAAACUUCAGUGUCUUGUGUUUGUUUCAUUCCUCUCUUCUCCAACAGGGAGAAAACUGCAAGGCAUAAUGGAAGUAUUUAAUGAUCCUAUCAUGGUUUCAAGGCAAGAGCAAAUCAGAAUGAAUCAUGCAAAUGGUUGUGACAGGAUAGCCUAUUGUCAGUAUUGCUGGGUUUAAAUUCCUCACUAUUCACUUUAGUCCCUGACAAGAAGAGAUUCUUUACAGCAAGUCUGUAGGCCAACAACAUGCUAGGCUUCUCAGCUCUUAGCUUCGCUGUGAGAUGUUUCCCUAAAACACAUCCUCCUUGCUGUAUUUAUUGUCAGUGGUUGCAAUACAAAUCCAUUCUUGAGUUCUUGUGACAUUGAAGUAUAACAGCUGACAUUUAUACAUUUUUAUAUGUACUAUUUAUAUAGUGGCUUCAUACGCAUUUUUAUGUUAAUAUUCUUGAUAUUCUUUUGAAUACCUAAUUAAAAUUAUUUUAAAUAUCCUUAUUUUUUACCACCACCAGUGUAAAGUGUGUGGGAAGUUACAUAAUGUCACCUAAAGCAAGAGUUAUAGAAGCCAAAAUAAUUUUAAAGGUAUUUGACUGAUUUCUGGAGGAGUAUUUUCAUUAGUCUUUUGGACACUUGCAUUUUAGAUUUACCUUUCUAAGACUGGCCUGAGAGGCAACCUCUGCUUCUGAUUUAGUUCAAGAUCUGCAAGGGACAAAACAUGUGAAUGGAGAGGUCCUAUACAGGGCUGCUCCUCAGGGAUGGCAAAUGUGUGGCUUUUCAGAGACUGGUCCAUGUGUCAAAAUGUAAUAGCUUUUGCCCAGACGUUUCAUUGUCUCUUAAAAUGUGUAUUGUUUGCAUUCAUUUCAGCUCCAUUCUUUCCAAUGCAAUUGUCGAAGCAGAGCUUAUUCCCCCGUGGAGCUGGUAUAAUUGUGCUUCUCCACAUGCACCAAGCUCUCUAAAGCUGCUAGUGUAGGCUCUGCUACUGCUGUUCCAAAAAGGUUCCUCAAAUUCUCUCAGUGCUGAACUUAUUUAUGUUUUCAGAUGUGAACUUGAUAUUGUCUGAGUAGAAUGUGUGCAGCGUAAUAUAGAAAUGUCUCUGCGCAGGGUUUAGGAGGAGGCAGGAGCCCCUCAGCUGUGUGUGUGCUUUUAUUACAGAAAACCAAGAUAAAGUUGUACUGUUGAGUCAUCUGUUACAGCUGGUUUAAUUUGUACUUUGUUUUCAUGUUUUAAGUGCCUGAUGAUUUUUUUGUCAAGGAGGCAAUGGUUUCACUGUUAUAAGGCAUACUUAGAAUUCUGUACUUGUUACCUGUUCUGUAAUAGAAUAUUUUUGCAAUUUAUGUUUGGAAAUAAAGACUUAUUAGGCAUAA